ACUGCAGCCCUCUACCAGAAUUCUCGGUUAGCUAGGUCGCCCAGUGUCGCCACAAUAUAUCGAUGAAUCAGUUGCUUUGACAUUUUAAGUGACGGCUAAUAACAAUUAAGAUUAUUUAAUUUCUAACCACUGUUUCCGACUUAAUAAAAUGAACAGACUUUUCGGACGUGCAAAACCUAAAGAACCACCACCAAACAUUACAGACUGUAUCGCUGGGGUUGACAGCAGAGCUGAUUCCACGGAAAAAAAGAUAGCAAAAUUAGAUGCGGAAUUGAAGAAAUACAAAGAUCAAAUGGUAAAAAUGAGGGAAGGUCCUGCAAAGAACGCAGUGAAAGCCAAGGCAAUGCGCGUUUUAAAACAACGAAAAAUGUAUGAAGCCCAAGUAGAUAAUUUGCGUCAACAGGCAUUUAACAUGGAACAAGCAAACUAUGCUACUCAAACUUUGAAAGACACCCAAUCAACCGUAGUUGCUAUGAAGGAAGGAGUCAAACAGAUGCAAAAAGAAUUUAAGAACAUCAAUAUAGAUCAAAUUGAGGAUCUCCAAGAUGAUUUAGCCGACAUGCUGGAGCAAGCGGAUGAAGUACAAGAAGCGUUGGGUCGUAGCUAUGGAAUGCCAGACAUAGAUGACGACGAAUUAGCCGCUGAACUAGAAGCCCUUGGAGAUGAUUUGGCUAUAGACGAAGACACGAGUUAUUUAGACGACGCCAUAAAAGCGCCUAGUGCUCCCGACAAAGAACCUGGCGCAAGUUCAGUGAGAAACAAGGAUGGUGUUUUGGUGGAUGAAUUUGGUUUGCCACAAAUACCGGCUAGUUAAAUCCGUAAUGUAAAAUACUUCUGCGAUAUAAGGUAAUGUUAUGAUGUCCAAAGACGUUAAGUUCUGAAAAGAUACUAAAAUAAUUCAUGCAGCCGUAUACUUUAUACGACGUACUAAGUAUUCGAAAUGUUGAAACUUAGCGAUACAAACUUUCGCAAGCUAUGUCUUUAAGAAUUAAUACCACUUUGUUAUUGUCAAUGUACAAGCUAUUAUUUUUAAUAAAAUGCGCUUACGUUG
Messenger RNA from Dufourea novaeangliae, 1051 nucleotides. It is a transcript of the gene Vps60, whose product is annotated as charged multivesicular body protein 5. The transcript is spliced from 4 exons. NCBI's taxonomy places the organism in Eukaryota, Metazoa, Arthropoda, Insecta, Hymenoptera, Halictidae. The coding region runs from base 149 to 814 and encodes 221 amino acids. Gene Ontology annotation, biological process: vesicle budding from membrane; late endosome to vacuole transport via multivesicular body sorting pathway. Gene Ontology annotation, cellular component: multivesicular body. The record is from RefSeq and is a predicted model, not a curated record.